Bombyx mandarina (wild silkworm) is the source of this 653-nucleotide messenger RNA. RefSeq lists its product as uncharacterized. Lineage: Eukaryota; Metazoa; Arthropoda; Insecta; Lepidoptera; Bombycidae. The record is from RefSeq and is a predicted model, not a curated record.
AACUCUGUUGGAAUGCGUCAAAGCUAGUUCUUGCCUCGUCUUUGCGGAGUUUCAACGUCCAAAAUGCGAAGCCUUACUUUUGUUUUGUUAGCCGCGAUCCUUGGAACCGCUCUCGCAGUGGGACAAUAUUACGUGCCGCGUUCCUACUACACGAUCGACUCCGAUGGGCAUGAGUCACAACCGGUACCUCUGCGGAGAUUAAGGAGGUCGCUUAACCCUUACCCCUAUUCGUACAACCAGGGAGCAGAAGGAAGUGCUGACGUCAGCGGAGGUGCUUUAACACGUACAAAGGCGAAGGCACGUUCCCGUACUAUAACAAGAAGCCGGGGCAGCGGUGUUGGCGAUUGGGGUGUGCCCGCCGGAGAAUUCGGAGAUAAUCUGAAUGUUCUCAGGCACUGAGACCGCAAAUAUAUAGGUAAAUUAAAUAGCAAAAACAUGGUGACGGCAACAUACUUCCUUCUAUUAAAAUUGUAUGAGCAUUUUCGUUUAUAAACUAUUUUCCAUCAGUUGCAAGCUUACACCAUCCAUUAUAGAUGUGCAUCGAUGUUUUGCAACUGCCGGAAGAUUUAUUUAUUGAAUAAAACUAAUAUUCUAACUUUAGUAAAAUUUUAACGAACUAAAUCUUUUUUGUGACUUUUCUCAAUAAAAAAAUU